AUGGCGUCCGUAGCGCCGCUGUUGCUAUCUCUUAUGACAAGCGGUGUCGUUCUUCUAGCCGCCUUUAAACUUAGCGACACAGUGUACAAUACAACGUCUACAGUGUUUGCUUUCUUGGCGCUAGUUCCCGCACUCGUGUCGAUUGGCGUCGUCUCUGAGGGCCUUGGCUGGGGGAUUUUCACGCAACUUUGGAUCGCUAGCCGACAUACUCCGGAGCAAACGAUGACACCUGCCAACGCAUCGGAAGCUGCACGUAUGGAGCUUCUUAAGGCACUCAGUGAUCGCUGGUGGCAGCAUGGCCGUACAUCUCUCGGCAGGUCAUUUGGACUUAACAUCCAGAGACCAGAGUUUGUCACGAGAGGCAGUUCGUUGUAUGAGCAAGUACAAGGCCAUCUUCAAGAUCAUCUAUUCAGUCGUAGCACAGCAGAAACGCCUGUGUAUCUCAUGGACUCGACUACGGGCUAUUUCCUGCGAGCUACUCAGCGCCGCAAGCUUGUGCUUACAAGCAAGCCGAAUGCUUCAUGCUUAUUCUAUGUAGAGCGAGGUAAAACGCAUCAUUGGGGCUUUCGAGCUGUUGCAACACAGCGAUAUAUGGGCCAAAAUAUUGUACAAAAACUUGUUGCGACUAGCAAGAAAUUGCACGCAUGGGAAGCAUUUCGUGUGCUGCAGAGACCAGGGGAUAAAGGAGUUGGAGCCUGUAGUCCGUUGGUAUAUAUGAUACUAUGCUCGGCACGAUUUGGGAAGGGCAUGUGGUUAGCUAAUAGGCCGGCAUUUGCUCCCUCAGUUCCGACUAGCAGAAGUAGCAAUGUGAAUUUUGAUGAAGACGAGAGCUUGUUUAGUGACCACGAUCACACGAGUCAAAAAUCAUCUCGUAAGCAUGGUAUCUUCUUGUCGAAGCAGUUAAAUCAUGCCAUUGGAUUGAUGUAUAGUUCAGAUUUGUCGGCAUUGAUGACUCAUGCGGGGCAAGUGCGGACGCCAUUGGGUUUGCGAGCUUUAGCACGUGCACAAACUUCACCACAUUUAAAUGGGAGAUCACGUCAAACAAAUAGCGGCAUGUUACGGUCUACAAUGUUCACAAUGCUUGAAAAUGGAGAUGAAGAUGAUGCGGAUACAGAUUUAUCAGGACGAGCCACCUCGUUUCUGUUAGUGAAUGGUGAUGACUCAAUGGAACCAUUGAAACCAUUGAGAGCAACUGUGUCUGACUAA
Messenger RNA from Plasmopara halstedii, 1206 nucleotides. Its product is annotated as Actin cross-linking. NCBI's taxonomy places the organism in Eukaryota, Oomycota, Peronosporomycetes, Peronosporales, Peronosporaceae. The coding region runs from base 1 to 1206 and encodes 401 amino acids. The transcript has a single exon. The record is from RefSeq and is a predicted model, not a curated record.